Acanthocheilonema viteae is the source of this 384-nucleotide messenger RNA. Lineage: Eukaryota; Metazoa; Nematoda; Chromadorea; Rhabditida; Onchocercidae. The record is from the annotation of a GenBank genome assembly.
AUGAUAAGGGAAGAAAUAACCCAAUCCAAGGAACCCACACACGCGGGUAAAUACCCUACAGCCGUGGAACGAACACUCCGACAGUUGGAGACUAUCGGUGAGAAUUUAGAACAGUCCGGUAUCGAAAUAGCUGUGGAAAGCAAAUUACCAUCCGUUCCAAACUCCAAAUUUCCUCACGGAGCUUACAUCUGUGAACGAAUCUUAAUAACCGCUGUUCCCGAGAAACCCACCAUCAAAGCUCUAUCAAGACCUUGUGCACUAUGCAACAAGAAUCAUUGGGAUGAAGAAUGCCGGACUUAUCCUACUCUCAAACAAAGGUUGGAAAGUCUGAAGGAAUUAAAUACAUGCUGUCGCGAAAGUCGCGAAAUUUCGAGAAUAUUAUAA